Molecule: messenger RNA, 1062 nt
Organism: Mesoplodon densirostris (Blainville's beaked whale)
Lineage: Eukaryota; Metazoa; Chordata; Mammalia; Artiodactyla; Ziphiidae
Gene: PLET1
Product: placenta expressed transcript 1
Exons: 3
Coding region: 10-1062 (350 amino acids)
Biological process (GO): positive regulation of cell migration; negative regulation of cell-matrix adhesion; wound healing, spreading of epidermal cells
Cellular component (GO): apical plasma membrane; external side of plasma membrane
Source: RefSeq, a predicted model, not a curated record
AUCAAGACCAUGGCAAUCCUCGGGCCCCUGCUGCUGCCACUGGGGCUGUUUCUGUGCCUUGGACUGCUGUGUUCUCCUGCCAGCUGUAUAAGUCACAAAGACAACUGCAAGUUCUUCAGUAAGGUCAUUGUCAUCACUUCCUCAGGAAUCCAUGCCAACCCAAACGUCUAUAAAAGCAAUACAGUCUACACAGUGUCAGUUGCUGUGAAUAAUGGUAUUAACUCUGUGGUCCUGCGAGCAACGGACCAGCACAACUCAGUCAUUGGCUCCUGGCAAAAAGGUGACAAGUAUUGCAACGGCAGCGUCUUGUACCACGUGAAGAACCCACACAGCAAGUUCAAGGCAAAAUGGGUAUCUCCUAGUCCCAUGAACAUAACUGCAGUCAAGCUACACCCAACCCACAAACUAACCACAACCCACAAACUAACCACAACCCCGACCCACAAACUAACCACAACCCACAAACUAACCACAACCCCGACUCACAAACUAACCACAACCCACAAACUAACCACAACCCCGACCCACAAACUAACCACAACCCACAAACUAACCACAACCCCGACCCACAAACUAACCACAACCCACAAACUAACCACAACCCCGACCCACAAACUAACCACAACCCACAAACUAACCACAACCCCGACCCACAAACUAACCACAACCCACAAACUAACCACAACCCCGACCCACAAACUAACCACAACCCACAAACUAACCACAACCCCGACCCACAAACUAACCACAACCCCGACCCACAAACUAACCACAACCCCAACCCACAAACUAACCACAACCCCGACCCACAAACUAACCACAAACCCGACCCACAAACUAAACACAACCCCGACCCACAAACUAACCACAACCCACACUCACAAAAUAACAACCCCGACCCACAAACUAACCACAACCCACACCCACAAAAUAACCACAACCCACAAGCUAACCACAACCCGAACCACAGCCAAAAGCUUAGCCAACAGAGCCUUCCUCAGCCCCUUGAGAGAUGCCAUUCAGAUCCUGCUCGUCUUUCUCAUCAGCAAACUCCUCUUCUAG